GCGCGUAACCACGUUGCGCUAUCCACGGUAUCUAAAAGAAAUAACAAGCUCAGGCGAGAGCUGCAUCACAAGCGUUUGUGGCGUGUUUGUUCCUAGGUAUGCAGUCGGACAUCAGAAAGCAAGAGUCUUUCUGUUUACAGAGAAGACAAAAAGGAUGAAAUGCAACCACCCGAGCCGGUUUGGGACACUUUAUGUGAUAUUUUGCGCCAUGCUGGCAUCUUCAAUCGUCCAGGGCGCACGAUAUUUCGAAAAAAAAGUGUCUACACUACUGAAUGAGGUGUCAGAAAACCCAAAGUGCUUUGCUGAGGGCAGGAAAGACUUCACAUGCUUCUGGGAGGAAGAUGAGGAGAGGGCCGGAUCUGUGGAUCAGUACUCUUUCACAUACACCUACCAAAAUGAGCACAGCAACAGUUGCCCAUUGAGAGUCCUGCAUGCAGCAGGUGGGAAGAGACUGUUCAUGUGCCAUCUGAACCGAACCCAGAUGUUUGUCCAAAUGGACAUACAGGUUCUCCGAGAGGGAACACUGAUCCACAACCGCAGCCUUCUUGUUGAGCUUGUCUUUCUUCUAGACCCUCCAGCUAAUGUGACAAUAAGCCGCCCAGGUCAUCAAGGCCAGCUAUAUGUUAGCUGGAUGCCCCCCCCUCUGAAGUACAUGGAUGACAGCAUGAUCUACGAGGUCAGCUAUGCUACAGCUGACAGCCACAGGUGGCAGGUAGAUGUGGCAAAAGCCAGCUCAAAAACGAUCUUGAGAGGUUUGCAGCAAAGUACAAAUUACAAGGUGCGAGUCCGUGUGAAACUGGAUGGGAUUAGCUACAACGGCUUUUGGAGUGCCUGGAGUGAUCCUGUGUACAUGGAAACACUGCCUGCAGAACUUGACCUACUCAUCGUGUCCCUGACUCUCAUCAUCUCUUUCAUCCUCAUUGUGGUGUCCCUCACAAUACUCCUGUACCAUCGCAGAUUUCUUGCAAAGAAAAUUUGGCCAAAUAUUCCAACUCCUGACCGCAAGUUCCAAGGUCUUUUUACUGUCUAUGGUGGAGACUUUGAGGAGUGGUUGGGCCAGUCCAAUGGAGGCUUCAGGUUGACUAGAGGUUUUUUCAACUCAGAAGAAUGCACUUCUCCCCUGGAAGUCCUCUCAGAGCUAAGCCUGUGCCCCUCACUGCCUUCCCCGCCUCUGCCACCAAAGGCCUCUAGGGCUUUGACCACAGGAGCAAAGCACAACAUGGAUGUAAAGAAAAGGCUGGAGAGGAGAGAGACGGCUGAAAUGGUUGAUUCAGCUGGGACGGAGGGAUGGAGAGCCCCACCACAUGAUCACUGGCUAAUGGACUGUUUACGGGCGCUCCAACAGGACACAAUUCCCAGCUCCCAGUCCUCUAUUCUGGAAUCUCAAGAUGCAUAUGUUACCCUCAGUGCCAAUAACUGCAGCAACAAUGAACACCUGGAUGACAUUCUAGAGGAGGCCUCGCCCCUUGAGGCGCUUUUUGCCUCCAGAAAGACAGUGUCUUCUGGAUCUCAUUCUGACCUGGGAUCUGUUCAGCAGAGCUCCGGGUCAGGUCGACUAUCAUCGCAGUCCAGCUUUGAGUACCCAAACCAUACCUGGAUGCCUAGAGGCCCUGCAGAAUUCACCUACAUGGCAGUGGCUGACUCAGGAGUCUCUAUGGAUUACAGCCCCAUGAGCAGAGCAGAUGACAUUGGAAAAAUGGUUAUCUAUGCCCAUGAUUACAAGAAUGACAUCCCUGCUCAGGUGAGACCAUUCUUGUUGAGUCAGCAUCCUUUCCACGAUGUUGACAGCUGAGAGGCAGUAAGGCUGGACAGCUUAAAACAAUUAACUCUCACUCUCUUGGGGCACUGGUGGCGCAGUGGUUAAUGCGCGUGCCUCGUGUAUGGAGGCUAUAGUCUUCAAAGCGGCCGGCCCGGGUUCAAAUUCAGCCUGUGGCUCCUUUCCCGCAUGUCAUUCCCCACUCUCUCUCCCUGAUUUCCAGCUCUAUCCACUGUCCUAUCUCUCCAUAAAAGGCCCAAAAAGCCCAAAAAGAAAUCUUUAAAAAAAUUAAAAAAAUUAAAAUUAACUCUGUUCAGAGCAGUGAAUUCACCCCUAAGCUACAGUAUGUUAUAUUAAGUCAACUGUAAAUAAGGUGUACGAAGGAUUCAGAAGCAUACUUAAGUAUAGGACUGGUGAUACUCAAUAUUUUCUGUAUUUUUAAGAAAAUCUCAAGAAAAGACCAAAAAUAAUAAUGACUCAAUGCCUUAGUGCUGACCGUGUAGCCAAAGCCUGAUAUAGCUUAAUCCUUGUCUACAGCCAUGCUAGCAUCAGUGUGAGGCUAUACUUAUGUUACUAAAAUGUUAUAAGAAUGAUCUUUAUUGCUCCUAUCUGACUUGUAAAUAGCGUUCAACUCAACUUCCAUGUAAAAAUCUGGUUCAGAAUCUAGUUUUUAUCUAACUUUACAGUCUACCUGUCUCCCAUCACAUCAAUCCCUGACCACAGGUCAGAGGAUAUGCUGUUAUAUUGUCCAUCAUUAAAUCAGUGCCCAUGAUCACCUCUGUAGUAAUCACAACUUGACAAAGUGAACUCUUAACCAUAACGAGGAGUGA
Messenger RNA from Labrus bergylta (ballan wrasse), 2586 nucleotides. It is a transcript of the gene epor, whose product is annotated as erythropoietin receptor. Gene Ontology annotation, biological process: cytokine-mediated signaling pathway. The record is from RefSeq and is a predicted model, not a curated record. Lineage: Eukaryota; Metazoa; Chordata; Actinopteri; Labriformes; Labridae. Gene Ontology annotation, molecular function: protein binding; cytokine receptor activity. Gene Ontology annotation, cellular component: external side of plasma membrane; membrane.